AUGGAAUCUCUCGAUGCCAAGGAUAAAGAACCAGUCACUCAGCAUGUGGACAUUGUUCACCAGCCAGGCAAGACUGUCAAUUCGUAUCUGAUACUGGCAUGUACGGCGUUUGGCGCAGCCUCAUUCAUCUUUGGCUUCGACGACAAAAUCAUAUCGCCUGUAGCAGCACUGGAACCAUUCGUUGACAAAUAUCAAGGCCCCAACGCAGUCACUGGCAAAUAUGUUCUUAGUGCUCGAAACCAAAACCUCCUCUUCUCAGUCCCCCUUGUCGGAUCCAUCCUCGGCGGAAUGCUUACCUCGCCCUUGAAUACACGAUUCGGCCGUAAAAUCCCCCUGCUGGCCGCAUACAUACUGUCAAUUGGUGGUGGUAUUCUUCAGGUCCUUGCCCCGAACCUUGGAGCCUUCGUCGCUGGACGCUUCAUAAAUGCUAUCGCUAUGGGGCUUGCCAAUGCUACAUCACCACUGUACAUGUCCGAGGUAGUUCCUCCAGCCAUGCGAGGUAGAAGCGUCACGUCGAUAAACAUUCUGUCUCUCAUUGCUGGUGUCGUGGGAACAACCAUUGUUUGGCGUACCGAGCAGCUCGGAGGCCAUCGAUCCUAUAUGAUCCCGCUCAUCGUGCAAUGUGUCUUGCCUGCGAUCCUGUUGGUGUUGACUCUUCCUCUCCCCGAAAGUCCCCAAUGGCUCGUCAGCAAAGACAGGAUGGAGCAAGCCUACAGUAACUUGCGGAAGCUGCGUGGGUUCAGCGAUGCAGAAGUGACUCGCGAGCUCCAAGUCAUGAAAAUGUGCGAGGACAAUGAGCGUAAGCUCAGUGCCAACGUGAAGUUCUGGGAGAUCUUCAACCGGCAGAACCUCAAACGCACGCUCACAGCCGGGUCAUUCUACUCCUUGAACCAGGUCUCAGGCAUCAUUCUCUCAACCACCUACGCCACAGUUUUCCUAACCGAGAUCGGUGUCGGAGACGCUUUCACUUUAACCGUGAUCUCAUCCUGCUGUACCCUGGCCGGCACCAUAGCAGCCCCUUUUGUCAUCGAUCGCGCAGGCCGCAGGCCAACAGCCUUCACCGGAAUGUCCGCUCUGUUCAUAAUCAACUGUAUCGCAGGUGGUCUCGCAUUCGACACGGGGAAUAAAAGCGCAACAAUGGGUAUCGCUGCCUUAUCAUUUAUCUUCAACUUCUUCUGGGCAGCAUCCUUCUACUCCCUAUCCAACCUCAUGCCCUCUGAGAUCGCCACCGCCAAGUUACGAAACCACACGAUGGCAUACACUAUAAUGUGUGCCCAGACAACGGCUGUGAUCACAACCUUAGCCGUACCUCAACUCACCUCCGCAGAUGCUGCGAACCUGGGCUCCAAGACCUAUCUCGUCUUUGCGGGCUGCAUGGCUGGGGUCCUUGUCUUUGCGUACUUCUUCAUGCCUGAGACCCGUGGAAGAACGUUUGCGGAGAUCGAUGAGAUGUAUGAUGCAGGGAUUCCCAUGCGGGCGUGGCGGAAAUAUGAGACAACUAUAGAAUCGAGAACAGCUAUGACAGACGAGAAGUUGCAGGCUUAG
This is a messenger RNA of Aspergillus affinis, 1545 nucleotides long. Its product is annotated as general substrate transporter. Gene Ontology annotation, biological process: transmembrane transport; carbohydrate transport. Gene Ontology annotation, cellular component: membrane. The record is from RefSeq and is a predicted model, not a curated record. NCBI's taxonomy places the organism in Eukaryota, Fungi, Ascomycota, Eurotiomycetes, Eurotiales, Aspergillaceae. Gene Ontology annotation, molecular function: carbohydrate:proton symporter activity. The transcript has 2 exons. Bases 1 to 1545 code for a protein of 514 amino acids.